This is a messenger RNA of Saccostrea echinata, 1119 nucleotides long. RefSeq names its product peptidyl-prolyl cis-trans isomerase B-like. The coding region runs from base 102 to 752 and encodes 216 amino acids. The transcript has 5 exons. Gene Ontology annotation, biological process: protein folding; protein peptidyl-prolyl isomerization. Gene Ontology annotation, cellular component: intracellular membrane-bounded organelle. Gene Ontology annotation, molecular function: peptidyl-prolyl cis-trans isomerase activity. The record is from RefSeq and is a predicted model, not a curated record. NCBI's taxonomy places the organism in Eukaryota, Metazoa, Mollusca, Bivalvia, Ostreida, Ostreidae.
CCACUACACAUGCAGGCUUAUGUUGCAGGUACAGCGGUGGUUUUAGAUUAAGUGUGAUGUGCCACGUGUCUGCAUAACUAAGGAACCGUAGAAGACCAGACAUGGCGUGUGAUGGAAAAUCUGUGUUUGUUCUGAUGGUGUUUUUGGUCGUUGUAUGUAGCAAUGAUACAGCCAGAGAAGAACUAGGACCCAUGGUGACGGACAAAGUUUACUUUGACAUUCGAAUGGGCGAUGAAGAGAUAGGGCGUAUGGUGAUUGGUUUGUUUGGAGAUGUGGUUCCUAAGACUGUCCUCAACUUUAAAACCCUCGCCGAGGGCACCGUGGUUCGAGACGGAAAAAGAUUAACGUACGAGGGAGUUCGUUUUCAUCGUAUCAUCAAGGACUUCAUCGUACAAGGAGGGGAUAUAACUCAGGGAAACGGAUAUGGAGGGAGAAGUAUAUUUGAAAGUGCAAGAUUUCCGGAUGAGAAUUUCCAUCUUGCACAUUACGGGGCUGGGUGGGUCAAUAUGGCACAUCACGGUAAAGACACAAACUCCUCACAAUUCGCCAUUUUUGCCGUCCCGGCUCCAUGGUUGGAUGGGAAGCACGUGGUUUUUGGAAAGGUUUUGGCAGGAAUGGACAUAUUUCGGAAGAUGGAGAACGUUCGUACAGAUAGUAAUGACCGCCCCCUUGUGGAGAUUACUGUUGCCAGAUGUGGAUCACUCCCCGUUGAUAAACCAUUCCGUGUGGAUUUAAAACCAAGUCCUGAAUGAGGACUACCAUAUUGAAUAUGAAGAAAAAGCUCAGCGCCUUUGUCUGCCAAGAAAGAAUGAUGAGAAUGUAGAAAAGGCACACAGAAGUCAGCGGUUUAACAGACACAGAAAACAGUUUAUCAAAAUAUAUGGAUAUAAUUGGAUACUUCAUUUCAGUUAAAAAUCAAACAUGGAUCAGAAUUCCGUGCAGUUAAAAGACUGAAAGUCGCGUGCAAUUCGAUAAAAAAUAAAGGUACAAUUAAAAACUGAAAGAUAUUUACUACUUUACGAUAGGGAGAUUAAUAAAAGAAACAAAGUUCUAUAUCAGCAAUGUUUAAGUUUUUACAUAUACACUUGUACAUGCAUAAUAUAGGUAGAGAAAAACAGG